Messenger RNA from Tarenaya hassleriana, 2789 nucleotides. Its product is annotated as pentatricopeptide repeat-containing protein At5g64320, mitochondrial-like. The record is from RefSeq and is a predicted model, not a curated record. Gene Ontology annotation, molecular function: protein binding. The coding region runs from base 292 to 2499 and encodes 735 amino acids. The transcript has 3 exons. Lineage: Eukaryota; Viridiplantae; Streptophyta; Magnoliopsida; Brassicales; Cleomaceae.
GAAAAACCCUAGUCUUUUGCCAUCUCGUCCCUCUGUUGCCUCUCUAAACCCUAGCUUCUACAUUUCUCCUCCCUGAGAUAUCUACGAUGGCUUUCUGUAAUAAACUCAGCGGUCUUUUGAGAAACACGGUUACCCAGAACGCACAGGUUCCUGUUUCAUCUCUGCCCUAAACCCUAAACUGUAUUUAGAAUCAAUUACGACUUUGCAAUUAUAAUUACACGGUUUUAUUAAGGGUUACGGUCUUUUCGAAAAAAAUUUAAUGGGUUAUAUUUUUGUGGGUGUAGCCGAGAAAUGAGUGCCAUAGGUUUGGUAUACCUUACUCAUUUACCCAAAUUAUGGGGUGUGAGCAGAAGAUCAUGGCCUUUGCAUAGGAUAGAGUGCUAUGCGAUCUUCCAAUCUGGAUUUUGCAGUUUUGAAGGAGGCGAUGCCGUUUGCCCAGAAAACAGUGGAUCUGAUUCCGAGAACGAAUGGGAGAAGCUACUUAAGCCAUUCGAUCUCGACUCUCUUAGGAGAUCGUUUCAUAAGAUCACGCCUUUUGAGCUCUGUAAGUUACUGGAGUUUCCUCUCGAUAUUUCUACAUCAAUGGAGUUGUUCGAGUUGACGGGUUCUCAGAAGGGUUACCGUCACUCCUUCGAAGUGUACUGCGUUCUUAUCGAUAAACUUGGAGCCGCUGGUGAGUUUAAGACUAUAGAUAGGUUGUUGAUGCAGAUGAAAGAAGAAGGGAUCGUUUUUCGAGAGUCCGUAUUCAUCUCCAUAAUGAGACACUACGGAAGAGCUGGUUUCCCAGGACACACUACGAGGUUGUUACUAGAAAUGCGGGAUGUUUUCUGCUGCGAACCCACUUUUAAGUCUUACAACUUAGUGUUGGAUAUUCUUGUCGCUGGUGAUUGCCAUAAAUUUGCAGCUAAUGUGUUCUACGAUAUGCUUAACAGAGGCGUUUCUCCCACUGUUUUCACGUUUGCGGUGAUGAUGAAAGCUUUCUGUGCAAUCGGCGAAGUUGAUUCUGCUCUGUCACUUCUCAGAGACAUGCCCAAGCAUGGUUGUGCCCCAAAUUCCAUAAUCUACCAGACUCUCAUUCAUUCUCUGUCAAAGGGCAAUAGAGUGAAUGAAGCGCUUAAACUUCUCGAGGAUAUGUUUGUAAUGGGCUGUAACCCUGACACUGAGACGUUUAAUGAUGUCAUCCAUGGUCUAUGCAAGCUUGAUCGGAUCCACGAGGCAGAGAAAUUGGUUAACCGCAUGCGGGUCAAAGGAUUUACUCCCAAUAGUUUAACUUACGGCUUUUUGAUGAAUGGACUGUGUAAAACGGGCCGAGUUGAUGAUGCAAAGAUGCUUCUUUCCGGAAUUCCUGAACCAAAUGCUGUGCUUUUCAACACCUUGAUUCAUGGCUAUGUGACAAGCGGGAGGCUAGACAAAGCUAAAUGUGUUUUAUCAGAUAUGAAUGCUUCUCGUGGGUACGUUCCUGAUCUCGUCACAUAUAACACAUUGAUUCAGGGAUUUUGCAAGGAGGGUCGUGUGGGUUUAGCUCUCCAAGUGCUUCACGAAAUGAGGAACACCGGUUGUCAGCCGAAUGUUGUGUCUUACACUACUCUUUUUAAUGGGCUGCACAAGUUGGGUCAGGUAGUCGAAGCCUACAAUAUUCUGGAUGAGAUGUCCAGAGAGGGCCUGAGAUUGAACACCGCAGGUUUCAACUGUUUGAUAUCUGCCCGAUGCAAGGAGGGAAGAAUCCGCAAAGCCGAGGAGAUUUUGACUGAGAUGCGGAGUAAAGGGUGCAAACCUGACAUUUUUACAUUCAAUUCUCUUAUAUCCGGAUUCUGCAAGGAUGAAAACAUCGAAGAUGCCUUGCGCAUAUACAGGAAUAUGCUAUCAGAGGGUGUCGUUGCCAAUACCAUGACCUACAAUAUACUGAUCCGAGCAUAUCUCAGAAGAGGUGAAAUAAAAGAAGCCCAGAAGCUCGUGUAUGAGAUGAAUUUAAGGGGAUGCAUGCUGGAUGAUAUAACGUACAACAGUCUGAUAAAAGAAUUCUGCAGGGCGGGGGCUGUGAAUAAAGCGUGUGGCUUGUUUGAAGAGAUGAUGGGGAAGAGGCUGGUUCCGAGCAGCAUCACGUGUAACAUACUGAUAAACGGGCUGUGCCAAAGGGGGAAGAUAAAAGAGGCGGAAGAGGUUCUGAGGGAGAUGAUAAGGAGGGGGUUGACACCAGAUAUCACCACAUUUAACACAAUGAUAAAUGGAUUAUGCAGGGGAAGGAGGAUAAGAGAGGGUCUGAAAAUGUUUGAGCAACUCCAGGUUGAAGGGAGAAUGACACCAGACACUGUAACCUACAACACAUUGAUGAGUUGGCUGUGCAAAGAAAAUGAAGUUGAUGAAGCUUGUUCCCUUCUAAGCAGAGGUGUGGAGAAUGGUUUUAUUCCAAACCAUAUAACUUGGUCCAUAUUGCUCAGCCAAGGUUGCAACCUAACUCUGAGAGUAGCCUCCGACCCCCAGGCUGCGAUCGUUUGCUAGGGGCGUCAAAUGAAGGAAGAAUCUGCUAUAACCCAAAUCAACUUCCUCACACCAGCUGUCUCAGCACCUGUUAACUAAUCUCGGGCUGGCCAAACCAGAUUACAAAGGCAGAAGAGCUCAAGCACACACAGAUUUACCAGUCAGAGUCGCCCCACCCACAUGAACCAGGAAAUGGUUGCUACAUCGGUUUUAGUUAAUUUAAAUGUCACCAAGCAGCUGAAAUCCAUGUCAUGAAUUUGAUACGAAAACGAAACAUGAUUUUUUUUUACUGUAAUCUUUUUAUAUAUUUU